CCCCAUCUUUUUUUUUUUUUAAUUUUUUUAAUUUUUUUUCCUUCUUCUUCUUCCAACUCCAUCAUUUAUUUUCUCCAUUUCUCUACAAUGAUCUUCUUCAAAAUGUCAUCAUUCUCCAACAAUCCUUAAAAAUUUCCCCUCCACUGUAAAUAAAAUCAUCACCCAUAACAAACUUAUACUGUCCUCACUUUGCACUCCAAUAAAUUCAUUACCUAUAACACAAACCAUCCACGAGAAAAAAAGAAACAAAAAGGAAAGAAAACCUCACAUUCCUCGAGAAACAAAAAUCAAACUAAAGAUGCUUCUUUUAUUGCAUUUGCUUAUUCUUUUCUCUCUCGCAAUCUCAAUAACGGGUGAUCAUCACCAGCGGCAGCAACACGAAAUAUCUUUCUACGAUGUUCUUAAAGACCAUGGGCUACCCAUGGGCCUAUUACCUAAAGGAGUUAAAGAUUUUAAAAUCAAUGAAACAGGUGCUUUUGAGGUACACUUAGAUCAAGCUUGUAAUGCAAAGUUUGAGAGUGAAUUACAUUAUGAUAUGAAUGUUUCGGGCACUUUGAGUUAUGGACAGAUCGGGGCGUUGUCCGGUAUUUCGGCCCAAGAGUUGUUUUUGUGGUUUCCGGUUAAGGGUAUUCGGGUUGAUGUGCCCAGUUCGGGUCUUAUAUAUUUUGAUGUUGGUGUUGUUUCUAAACAGUUUUCACUUUCUUUGUUUGAAACUCCAAGGGAUUGUACGGCUGUUCGUGAUGGUCAAUUUGAAGAUAUUCAGCAUGGGAAGCUAAUUGCUGAUGCUGUUUCUAAGAGUCAGAAUGGGGAGUUAAGAUAUCAACUUGACCAAGGGAAUUUUGGGAGGGGAGUUCUGUAGAAUGCAUAGAAGAGAAGUUGGUUUAAGACGUGCAAUAGCUCAAUCAAAUUAAUCAAGUCAAGGGUUCAUCAUUUCACUUUAUAAAAAUUUCACGGAUGAUUCUGCUUCAGCAGGUCAAAGGCUUCGAUUCAGUGUGUUUGCUUUAUGUUCCUUUCUUUUUCUCCCCAUAUAGUGCAGAAUAUAUGACUUAGCAGAGUCAGCUCUUGUUAUCUAUGCGUGUAUGCGCAUUGUAUGUAUGUAUUUGAGAGGAAAAUUUUAUUGAGGCGGCAGCAUGAUCAUCAAAAGCAUCGUACCUGCAGAAACAUAAAGUGAGACAGGAGCUUUUGGCUGAGGUAAUGUUCAGGUGAUAAUUCAGAGAAAAAAGUUAAAUUUAUAUGUUAAAUUUGUUUUAUUAUGAAUGUUAAACCCGGGUGCAAUAUCGAAUCAGUUUUUGUAGAAUAAGUUUUCUUAGAUUGAUGAGAGACAUAUACAUUCACCAGAAAAAAUAAAAUAUCAAUAAUAAAUGGCUUCUAGCGUCAAUUUUCCCUCCUA
This is a messenger RNA of Ricinus communis (castor bean), 1390 nucleotides long. RefSeq lists its product as uncharacterized. The transcript is spliced from 2 exons. NCBI's taxonomy places the organism in Eukaryota, Viridiplantae, Streptophyta, Magnoliopsida, Malpighiales, Euphorbiaceae. The record is from RefSeq and is a predicted model, not a curated record. Bases 299 to 859 code for a protein of 186 amino acids.